Molecule: messenger RNA, 2109 nt
Organism: Pristis pectinata (smalltooth sawfish)
Lineage: Eukaryota; Metazoa; Chordata; Chondrichthyes; Rhinopristiformes; Pristidae
Product: FERM domain-containing protein 7-like
Exons: 12
Coding region: 1-2109 (702 amino acids)
Cellular component (GO): cytoskeleton
Molecular function (GO): guanyl-nucleotide exchange factor activity; cytoskeletal protein binding
Source: RefSeq, a predicted model, not a curated record
AUGUGUGAGAGUGAAAGGAAGCCCAAGCACAGAAAGGAGCCUGAGACUGCUCAGCAAUGUCCCGGUACAACAGGAGCAACACAACAUGUUGGGAAGGUGAUGCAACUCAGAGUCCUGCUCUUGGAUGACACGUAUGAAGUGUUUGAAGUGGAGCAAAAAGCGACUGGGAAGGUCCUCUUUAGUUGCAUCUGCCAACACCUGAGGCUGGUUGAGGAGGAUUACUUUGGUGUGGAGUUUAGCAAUCGCCACGGGAACAUGGUUUGGUUGGAUCCUCUAAAACCUAUUUGCAAACAAAUCAGAGGUGAGAAGAAUGUUCUGUUCCAGUUUGUAGUGAAGUUCUUCCCACCAGAUCCUGGCCAGCUGAAGGAGGAACUGACAAGGUAUCUGUUUGCUCAGCAAAUCAAGAGGGACCUGGUUGCCAGGAGACUUCACUGCAAUGACAACAGUACUGCUCUGUUACUAUCCCAUAUCAUCCAGGCUGAGGUUGGUAACUUUGAUGAAGAAUUGGACCAAGCACAUUUGCGAUCCAAGCUAUACCUGCCAACUCAGGAACUCCUGAUUCAUAAAAUCAUGAAGUUUCACCGGAAGCUUGUUGGACUGACUUCAGCUGAAUGUGAUACUCGUCUGCUGGACACGGCGCGGAAGCUGGAGAUGUACGGCAUCAGACUGCAUCCGGCCAAUGAUGGGGAAGGAACACAAAUCAACUUGGCCGUCUCUCAUAUGGGCAUCUUGGUCUUCCAGGGUAAAAUUAAGAUUAAUACGUUCAACUGGGCCAAGAUACGCAAGCUGAGCUUUAAGAAGAAGUAUUUCCUUAUCAAGCUCCAUUCCAACAUUUUUGUAAGUUGUAAGGACUCCUUGGAAUUCCUGAUGGAAAGCCGUGAUACAUGCAAACACUUCUGGAAGACAUGUGUUGAAUAUCAUGCAUUCUUCAGACUCCCCGAGGAACCCAGAUCGAAGACCAGGCCCUUACUUUACAGCAAAGGUUCCUGCUUUCGGUACAGUGGAAGGACUCAGAAGCAACUUGUGGAAUACAUGAGAAAAGGAGAUUUCAAGAAGGCAGCCUUCGAAAGGAGGUCGUGCAACAUACAAUCUGAGGAAGGUUCAGUUCCAGCACAGCAGAGACAGCUCAAGGAACAGACGCAUAACCUUGGUGAGACCAGCCAGUUAGAAGACCCAAAGGUUAGAGGACAGCAGAAGGCAGUGAGAAGGGAGAGGAAGGAGCCAGCAGUGGAGAUAGUGUUCACCACCGAGCUUGAGAGGUCUAAACCUGAGGCCGACCCCUCAUCAGAUGCUCUCUCUGGCGCAGAUGCCUCCACUAUCUACAUUGGUGCCAGUGACACAGAGGUCAAGGAGGAUCCAGUCCUAUUGCAAAGGCACCCACAACCUUUCCAGACUGACAGGAUCCAGAGGGAUACUGACACAGGAGAUCCGACUCAUGGGAAUUUCUCCGGGCUUGCGAUAACUGGCCAGCGCCUCAGCGAUAAUUUCCUGAAUUCGCCCACUUGUUUGCCCAGGUCUCUCAGGGCACUGAAACAUCCUUCAUUGAUGGAGAGAAUAGUUCGGCCUUCCAGUGUGGCUCGCCCGGUUAGCCUGCCUGCAUGCAGCUGCUUAGCCAAUCAUGAGCUUUACCAACAGUCCAUGAUGAGGAGUAGCUAUGGCAAUAGCCUCAACGUAGUGAAGGAGGAGGAAAGCCACUUGGAUGACAGCCUGCGGCCUCCCAGACGAUCACACAGCCAAUCGGACAUGAAGGCUCUUGGCCUAGAUUGUGCACCAGAGUUACGGCCAUUGGCUCAUUAUCUACCAUUGAGCUGGAGACAGAAUCCGAAUAAACUGAGGCCUGCACAUCCUGCUCAUGUUGCCCUGCAGCGGAGGGAGGCCAUCAGGACAACAGAGAGGUACAUCAGCAGCGGCACAGAGUCCAGUGACUCGGACUCGGAGAUCAUUAGUCCCUACUUCCACCCCUGUCUCUUUGGCAAAGCUCUCCGGUCUUCAGUGCUGAGGGGAGGUUGCUUUCCCUCAGUCAACCUCCAGCCAAGGGAAAAUGCCUCAUUUGAUCUGAGCUGCAGUGAGGGUACGAGACACUUGACCAUCUACACCGAAUUCAUUUAG